CCGUGUCGCUGUCGACAAACAACACUGAAAACCAACCACGAACCCGAACCGAACCGAACGAACGACACGCGAGACGCGAGCCGUGGAUUUUUCUUUUUAACGAUGCCUCGAAUAAAGUUUAGUUUAAUUUAAUUAAUCGGUGUGAAUAUUCGGCGAGCCUGACGGCGUCCAGGUGGAUAAAGGAGGAUUGAACAUGUUUAAUAAAUAAAUAUGUGAUAAUUGUACAUAGGGGAUAACGUGAAAGUGAUGUGAUUUUGAAUAGCAGCGUCCAGUACGCGUAUAGUUUUGUAUUUUAGGUUAUAAAACCACCCAACGCUAACCGACGGCGUUAUUUCGUCGGGAUUUUUUUUCUCACGCAAUUGUGAUAACCAAGCUGUCGUGUUGUGCUCCUACUCGUCUCUAUUUUUUUCUUUUCUUUUUCUUUUACGUUUUUCUCGAUCGUCGACGUUUCUAACCAACUAUGAAUUAUACCGAUGAUAAUAAUACGCAGGGCUCUCUCCCACAAUUUUCCGAAAUCACGUCGCGGUCGAAUGUCGUAUCUAAUUCAAGUUAUUCAAAUUCUUCUGCUGCUGUUGCUGCCGCUGCUGAUCCUGGAAACUUGCAAGGGACCCAGACUCCGGUUUACACCAAUCCUUCUACAGGACUCCAUUCAGGAAAACAGCAGUUACUCACUGGGCAGAUUAAUCAGCCAGGAAAAUACCCUGGAACAAUACUCGCAUGGCCAGACCAUAAUACCCUGAUGCAACUCUGUGAGAAGCAGGGUAUGCAGGCGUUGAACAUUCCAAAUUAUACACAGAAUACUGCCACCAUUCUCAGCGUCCAGCCCAACAGUCUGCCGGUACGAAUAAUACCGAACAUGUAUUUUCCUACCACGUCGGAAGCCGAGUCUGCCUCCAUAAAGCACGAAGAUGGUACAGAGGUGGAGAACUCAAACAUGGAGUCGCAGAUACAGCUGCAGCAGCAGAGUUUGGCAAUGGCUGAGUACCUUCAAAAACUGCAAGCGACGACGUUGCCAUUGACCUUGCAGCAGUUGAUAAAAUUGCAGUCGGAACAAACGCAAAUUAAGAAAGAAAAAUCAGAAGUACAAAAGAGUAUGGAACAGCCGCAAAAUAUAUUAAACAUUCCUACCGUUCCUGUUUUACGCAAUGGCCAAUUACAAAGCAACGGUAAUCCGUAUAUUGGCUCUGAGAAUAUGACUAUGAUAACGAUAAAUCCUCAGGACUUGAACGUCCACAUGGAGGGACAUGAUAAUGAUAACAGUAUGCAAUCAAUAAAAGUUGAACAACAGAUACAAACCGAUUCGCCUAAGACUGAAAAAAAAAUGAAAUUUAGGGCUAAAACUGGUGAGAUUAAAGUCACCAUUGCCCUCGAUGGAUCUACGCUAUAUUGCUGUCCUGAGUGCAGCUUGGCCUUUCCUGAUAAAAGUGAUAUUGAACAACAUAUCCAAAAUCACAUACAGGAACGUAAAUAUCAGUGCAAAGAAUGCGGAGCAAUGCUGAAACGGAAGGAACAUCUGGAUCAGCACAUGAGGGGUCACUCGGAUGAAAGACCGUUCAAAUGUCCGGUCUGUAUGAAAGCCUUCAAACGGAACGAACAUCGUACUAGGCACUACGUCAUUCAUUCGGGUGAUAAAAACUUCACGUGUAACGUGUGUCACAAAGCAUUUUCGAGAAAGGAUCACUUGAAUAAACAUACGCAAACUCAUUCUGGAGUUAAACGAACUAAAUCGAAGAAGGAUUCUGGGUUCGUUGACUCAAAAGAAAUGCUUGACAAAAUAGCAAAUAUUACCCCCAAACAGGAAGGAAACUUUGUACAAAAAGACAAUUCGAAUUUUAUAAAACAAGAUAAUCAUUUUGUUCAACAUAUACAAAACCUUCAGAAGGAUCCGAACUUGAUACAAACGUUUUCCGCGUUUAAAGAACAGGCGUUAAAAGAAGGAGCUUUAAUACAGCAGCUGGCUGUGAAUAUGAACGAAAUCUUGCCACAGAAUACGAGAUAUUUAAUGCCAUCAUAGUUUUAGGUAAUAUAAAAAACUAAACUGGAGUAGUUUUUUUUAGGAUUUAUGCAAGAAAA
Molecule: messenger RNA, 2073 nt
Organism: Diprion similis
Lineage: Eukaryota; Metazoa; Arthropoda; Insecta; Hymenoptera; Diprionidae
Product: zinc finger protein 880-like
Exons: 4
Coding region: 461-2014 (517 amino acids)
Biological process (GO): regulation of transcription by RNA polymerase II
Molecular function (GO): RNA polymerase II cis-regulatory region sequence-specific DNA binding; DNA-binding transcription factor activity, RNA polymerase II-specific
Source: RefSeq, a predicted model, not a curated record